This is a messenger RNA of Actinia tenebrosa (Australian red waratah sea anemone), 779 nucleotides long. RefSeq names its product beta carbonic anhydrase 1. Gene Ontology annotation, molecular function: carbonate dehydratase activity; zinc ion binding. NCBI's taxonomy places the organism in Eukaryota, Metazoa, Cnidaria, Anthozoa, Actiniaria, Actiniidae. The record is from RefSeq and is a predicted model, not a curated record.
UGAGGCAGACUGGGAAUGAGUCAAGAAUGAAACAAAGGGAACCAACAAUUAGAGGUAUUCGCUCUCUCUAGCACACGUUUUCAGGCUUGAAAGAAAAGAAAAAGAAAUGAAGCUGAUUCUAUAGUCAAAAAGCAGUUUUUACAGAGCCUGCAACGAGCUAGGUAAACUAAUACUGUACGAUGGAUAAAGUAAUUCAAGGAGUCUUGAAAUUUCAGAAUACUGUGCGUUCUAGUUUACUACCCACACUGAAAAAACUAGCAAAUAAGGCAGAGCCACAAGUACUUUUUGUGUCCUGCAUGGACAGUCGCAUAGUGCCUGACAGCUAUACAACUUCAAGUCCUGGACACAUGUUUGUAAUUAGGAAUGCUGGUAACUUUGUACCUCAUGCAAGACUAUUUGGCUCUCUCGGCCACACAUACUCUGAACAUGCUGCGCUAGAACUGGCUGUUACUAAGAGCCAUGUCAAACAUGUUGCUGUUUGUGGACAUUCAAACUGCAAGGCAAUGGAGGGCCUAUACAAGACUCACAGUGGCUCACCAAAACAAGAAAAUGAUCCAGCAUUAGAAAACUGGAUCAAGACCCAUGGACAGUCAUCCAUAACCAAGUUAGAUCAGCUAAUGUUUCAGGAGGGUAAACCAGUUCACUUAGUGUUUGGUGAAGAAAGUGAACCUGAUAAAAUUGAAGCCAUUAUUGACAAAGAUGACAAACUGGAGCCCAUUGAUAAACUUUCACAAGUAUGUAAUAAUAAUGUUAUCUUUUUUUAGGAUAGAAAACAUCAA